Messenger RNA from Oncorhynchus gorbuscha (pink salmon), 1118 nucleotides. RefSeq names its product regulator of G-protein signaling 20-like. The transcript is spliced from 6 exons. The coding region runs from base 295 to 948 and encodes 217 amino acids. Lineage: Eukaryota; Metazoa; Chordata; Actinopteri; Salmoniformes; Salmonidae. The record is from RefSeq and is a predicted model, not a curated record.
CGUCGGUAAGGGUGUCGAGCCCAGCUCGCGCUGGAAUACGGCAACAGCGAAUAUAUACAGUAUUUUUUUUUACACAUAUACAUAUAUAUAUAUAUAUGUAUAUAUAUAUAUAUAUAAAACACAUUAAAAGAAACGGAUGUGCCUCCGAAAACGAAACGGAUACCGUCCACCUGAUCAUUUUAAUGCAAAAAAAUGGAGAGGUCCGUGGCCAAAGAGGGGAUGACAUGCAUGUUCCGAGGCUGUUGACAUCGCUGAGGAUUAGAAGACCAAUAGGCUGCCAAGAGCUGUCAAGCCAUGAUGGACAUACUGUACACAGGCCCUGUCCCAGCAGACGGAGGGUCUCCAAUGACUGUCAGAGAGAUGUCGCCCAGCCAACGGCAGACCAACACUCAGAGACCUAACACAUGCUGCUUCUGCUGGUGUUGCUGCUGUAGCUGCUCCUGUUUCACUGUUAGGAAUGAAGAGGACAGAAGGAGGAAAUCCCUGGAGACGCAUCUGGAGACCAUAUCAAACUGUGAACCAAGCACCAAACCAACAUUAGAGGAGAUUAGCGUUUGGUCCCAGUCGUUCGACAAGCUGAUGAAGAAUCCUGCAGGUCGGAACGUGUUCAGGGAGUUCUUAAGGACUGAGUACAGCGAGGAGAACAUGUUGUUCUGGCUGGCCUGUGAAGACCUCAAACAGGAGAUGAACAAGAACACAGUAGAGGAGAAGGCACGCAUGAUCUACGAGGACUACAUCUCUGUCCUGUCUCCCAAAGAGGUGAGUCUGGACUCCCGGGUGAGAGAGGUGAUUAACAGGAAGAUACAGGAGCCUACGCCCUACACCUUUGAGGACGCCCAGCUUCAGAUCUAUACCUUAAUGCACAGAGACUCCUAUCCUCGCUUCCUCAACUCGUCUCUCUACAGAUCACUGGUUCACCCAGGCUCCCGCACCUCCUCAGAGUCCUAGGCUCACCCAGGCUCCUGCACCUCCUUAGAGUCCUAUCGUCACCCAGGCUCCCACACCUCCUCGGAGUCCUAGGCUCACCCAGGCUCCAGCACCUCCUCAGAGUCCUAUCUUCACCCAGGCUCCCACACCUCCUCAGAGUCCCAGCUUCACCCAGGCUCUCACACCUCCUC